UAUUUUUUGGUUGGUGUCCUUACCUCUCUUUCUCUCUCUACCCUUGCUCUUUUGUGGAAUUCUCUGUUUACCCAUUUGUUGUGUUGUGGUAACGUUCAUGAAAGCACUCCUUUUGCGCCAACCUGUUAACUCCACUGCUCUCUCUCUCUCUCUCUCUCUUCAUUUUGUUGGCAUCCUCUGUGCCAAGCCAAACACUCCUUUGGUUUGUGCCUAUUCUGAUACGAUUUUCCUUUUAUCUCGCUUCUUUAUAAAGCUUGAUCUGAUAAUCAAAAUCACUGCUUCAAGUGCUCUGCUUUCAUUUCGGACAAAAUUUGUGGGAUUGUAUUAGAUAUUGAGCAAGUUUUCUAUUUUUUGUGAGAUUUGGUGAUUUGUGAUUGCUUUUCUCUUUUUUGUCAGAUAAGAGUUGUUAUUGCUAGUUAGAUAUUGAGAGAGAGAGAGAAUUGUUUCUGGAUGUAGAUCUUUCUAUAUAGAUUUGUUGUUCUUUGUGCUGCAUGACCUUUGUUUUUUUUUUUUUUAAUUAUAAAAGAAAGCCCUUUUGAGCAUAUUUGUGAUUAAAAGAUAGCUUAAAAGGUGGUGGAGUCCUCCUUUCUCAUUGGUGCUUUUAUCCCAAUAUCGUUACAAAAAGUUACCUUUUCUUUGCUGGUGGGCGGUGUAAAUUGAGAAUUGAAUUCUGGUUUUGCUUCUUGCUGAAUUCUGUUUAUCCAGAAUUUGGGUUCACAUUUGAGGAGUUGUUUAGGCUGUGAGUUGAAAAGGGUCUGUGCCAAUUUGGUGAUAGAUUGUGAUUUUAAUAGAAAAAUUGGAUAUUUAGGGUGUGAAUCCUUUAGAUUUGGUAAAGGAGUGUGUGAUUUCACAAAGGGGGUUUCUGACGGAUCCAUCAAUUGAGAAUAGGUGGUCUUAUUGGCUGGCUCCUCUGGAGUGCAUACUAAACAUUGUCAGGGCCCUCAGAAUGGGGUCCUGCUUGUCUGCAGAAAGCAGGAGCCCUCUCCCUGGUUCACCCUUGUCCCCUGCAGUCGGGGUCAGGAAGAGAAAGAGCUCGAAAAAACGGUUCGGCUCACGGAAUUCUUCAUUCGAGUACCGGAGGGAUGAACCUCUGCAUAGGAUUCCGGGCAGGAUGUUCUUGAAUGGGUCUAGUGAAGUGGCAUCUAUGUUUACCCAACAAGGCAAGAAAGGGACCAAUCAAGAUGCCAUGAUUGUUUGGGAGAACUUUGGUUCCAGAACAGACACAAUUUUCUGUGGUGUUUUUGAUGGCCAUGGUCCCUAUGGUCACAUGGUUGCAAAGAGAGUGAGAGAUUCUCUUCCUCUGAAACUGAGUGCCCAUUGGGAAGUGAACAUAACCAGUGAGGAUGUUCUCAAAGAGAUCAGUCUUACUACUGCUGGAAGCAUGAACUCGGAAGAUACUCCCUUCAUAUCUGUUGAUGAAGAAUCCAGGGUCUCCAUUGAUCUUGAGGAAGCAGAUAAGCAUCCCGAGAUCUUUCAGACUCUGAAAGAGUCAUUUCUGAAGGCUUUUAGAGUCAUGGACAGGGAACUGAGAGUGCAUCCUAGCAUUAAUUGCUUCUGUAGUGGGACAACAGCAGUAACUCUGGUUAAACAGGGUCGGGAUCUUAUCAUUGGAAAUGUUGGGGAUUCCAGAGCGGUAUUGGGUACAAGAGAAAAUGAUGAUUCUUUAAUUGCAGUUCAGUUGACUGUGGAUCUUAAACCAAAUCUUCCAGCGGAAGCAGAGAGAAUCCGAAAGUGUAAAGGGCGUGUUUUUGCUCUCCAGGAUGAACCUGAGGUUGCUCGUGUCUGGCUGCCAAAUAAUGACUCCCCUGGCCUUGCCAUGGCACGUGCUUUUGGAGAUUUCUGCCUAAAAGAUUAUGGUCUGAUCUCUGUGCCGGAUAUAUCCUAUUGGCGCAUCACUGAGAAGGAUGAAUUUAUUGUCUUAGCUACGGAUGGGAUUUGGGAUGUGCUAUCAAACAAAGAAGUGGUAGACAUUGUAGCAUCAGCCCCAGCACGUGCCUCUGUGGCUAGGUACCUGGUUGAGUCAGCAGUUCGUGCUUGGAGAUGCAAAUAUCCAACUUCCAAAAUUGAUGACUGUGCUGUAGUUUGCCUCUUCUUUGACACAAACAGCGCAUGUACUGCUUCCAAUAGCAAGUUAAACGAUCAGCUCACUUCAGUGGACCAGGUUGAGUCUUGCAGUGAGAAAGAAGAUCCCUCUGGUCCAGCCACUUUGGACCGUUCAGGAACUGUCCGAAAUGGUAAUGAGAUUCCGCAAGAAGGAAGCAGUGAAGAUGCCUCAAGGGAGGAGGAAAUGCAUACAGAUGUGGGAAAAGACUGGUCUGCUCUAGAAGGAGUGUCUCGUGUAAACACAUUGUUGAAUUUGCCUAGGUUUGUGCCAGGAAAAGAAGAUAAAGAAUGGAAAUGAUGGAAAGGAAAGAAGAAAGGGAAAAAGAUUUAUAGGGCCAUCAAUGUUAAAUUUGAACCGGAGAGGUGGACCCGGCUAUAUUAAGGUGUCUGGGAAAUUGUCCUUUCUCUCUCUAGUGUGGGUAGAAUUGGAAUUUUUGUAAAAUCCAACUCUCCGUCAAGUUUCGUUUAAUUUCAAUUUUUCAUUUUUGAAAUUCCUUGUGUGAUUUGUUGGCAAUUGUCAUGUUGAUAAUAAUUUUGUGAUAAUGAAGCCUCCUAUUAUAGUGCAA
This is a messenger RNA of Quercus robur (English oak), 2669 nucleotides long. RefSeq names its product probable protein phosphatase 2C 33. NCBI's taxonomy places the organism in Eukaryota, Viridiplantae, Streptophyta, Magnoliopsida, Fagales, Fagaceae. Gene Ontology annotation, biological process: protein dephosphorylation. The transcript has 6 exons. Bases 947 to 2401 code for a protein of 484 amino acids. The record is from RefSeq and is a predicted model, not a curated record. Gene Ontology annotation, molecular function: protein serine/threonine phosphatase activity.